This is a messenger RNA of Fusarium verticillioides 7600, 1188 nucleotides long. RefSeq lists its product as hypothetical. Gene Ontology annotation, biological process: sterol biosynthetic process. The record is from RefSeq and is a predicted model, not a curated record. Lineage: Eukaryota; Fungi; Ascomycota; Sordariomycetes; Hypocreales; Nectriaceae. Bases 150 to 662 code for a protein of 170 amino acids. The transcript has 3 exons. Gene Ontology annotation, molecular function: cholestenol delta-isomerase activity; steroid Delta-isomerase activity; C-8 sterol isomerase activity. Gene Ontology annotation, cellular component: membrane; endoplasmic reticulum.
CAAUACCUACCUAUCUAUUCUCAUUACACGAGUCCGUUGAGUUUACACUAUUUGGAGCUCAAGGGUCUUCAGUCUCUGAUAAGUCCUACUAGUCGACUCUCUUACCUGCUGUUGAUGAUCAUAGGUUAUCCCAGAGUUGCACAAUAAUAAUGGCUGACCUUGAGCAUCCAUACUUUCCGGUUGACGCUGUUAUCCCAGGAUAUCUCCCCAACAGCACACCGGUGGCAGAGUUGAUAGUGACCUUUGGUGCAAUCGUUGGUUCCGUAAUUGGCCUCACACUCUGGCAAACGACACGUACUGCAAAGCCUGUGCGGCCAAUUGAUAAGUUUGCUGCUGCUUGGUUUGCGCUGUGCGGUUUCUUGCAUGUCGCCUUUGAAGGUGAGGCAAAGAGAAUGACCCCGUCACAACGCCAGGAUGCUUGCUUGCUUACUUGUCAAGGAUACUAUCUUGUCUACCGCUAUCAACUCCCUGGCAUGUCGACACUCUUCGCCCAGCUGUGGAAGGAAUACACUCUAUCAGACUCACGCUACCUGACCCACGAUAUCUUCACCGUGAGCGUAGAGACCAUCACAUGUGUAAGUUGGGCAUGCUUCUCUCGCUUCACUGACUUACACAGCCUCGACAGCUCGCCUGGGGACCCCUCUCAUUCCUCGCCGUGGUAGGCAUACUUAGGGAUUGGCACAGCCGCCACGUCGUGCAGGUCAUCGUCUGUACUGCGCAUGUGUACGGCGUUGCGUUAUAUUACCUGACCAACUGGAAUGAGUCGAGGGUGCAUGGCGUGGCGUACAGCCGCCCGGAGACUGUGUACUUUUGGAUCUAUUAUGUUGGUUUCAACCUGCCUUGGGCCAUUGUACCUCUCGUGCUGCUGCAGGAUAGUUGGCUGCAGGUUGCCAGGGCGUUUGCAGUCUGGGAAGAAAAGAAGAGGGAGUGAUGAGUAUAAGGCGUGGAGUACAGAUUGAUGCUGUCACAGGUUUCAGGUGAAAGGUCAUCUGUGGUAUAUAAAAAGCAGUGAAACAACACAGUAUACAACAGACUGCUCUAUAAUCAAGUUGUGGGCUGACACUACACUACACUACAUACAGUACAGUACAGUACAAUGCUAUGCAUUACAGUUGGCCGUGUAGACCGAGAAAUGCAUUGCGUUGGUUGGAGCCCCCUAUACAAUUCUCGCACAUCGUCGAGGCAAGC